GACCCGGGGGCCUGCGACCGGCGCGCGCCACACCCCUCGCGAGUAGUGCCCCGGCGGCGCCGCCGCCCGCUCACCUGCGCUCGCUGCUCGCCCUCGGUGCGCGCGACGAUGAACUCGCUCUUCAGGAAGAGAAACAAAGGCAAAUACAGCCCCAAGGUGCAGACCCGGAGCAUCUCUAACAAGGAGCUGAUCGAGCAGCUGCAGAAGAAUGCUGACCAGGUGGAGAGGAACAUUGUGGACAUGGAGGCCAAGGUGCAGAGCGACCUGGCCCGGCUGCAGGAGGGCCAGCAGCUCGCGCACCGGGACAUGACCCUGCAGAAGGUGUCGGACUCUGAGAAGCUGCUGUAUUUGCUGGAGGCAGACUCGGCCAUCGCCAAGCAGAUGAGGCAUCCCCAGGGGGACAUGAUCGCUGAAGACAUCCGGCAGCUGAAGGAGCAUGUGACCAACCUCCGCAGGAAACACAAGCAGAUCUACAGCCUGGCCGUGAAGGAGGUGGAUCUGCAGGUCAACUGGGCGGCGCUCGUGGAGGAAAAGCUGGAUAAGCUGAGCAGCCAGAGCUUCGGGAUGGACCUGCUGCUGGUGGACCAGCAGGUGGAGAAGCACAAUAUCUUCCACGAGGUCAAGGCCAUUGGGCCUCACCUGGCCAAGGAUAGGGGCAAGGAGCAGAACAGUGACCUCCAGGCCAAGUACCAGAAACUGCUGGCAGCGUCCAAGGCUUGGCAGCGGCACCUGAGCUCACUGCAGGACUACAUGCAGCGCUGCACCAAUGAGCUGUACUGGCUGGACCAGCAGGCACACGACCGCAUGCAGUACGACUGGAGUGACCGCAAUCUGGACUACCCCAGCUGCCCGCGUCAGUACGAGAAUUUCUUCAACUGGAACCUGAAGGUCAAAGAGGAGAGAAUCAAUAAGCUGCACAGCAAGGGUGUGGCCACCGAGCACCCCGGGAGGAACUCCAUUGAGGCGCACAUGGAGGCUGUGCACGCAGACUGGAAGGAGUACCUGAACCUGCUCAUCUGCAAGGAGAGCCACCUGAAGCACAUGGAGGACUACCACCAGUUCCACAAAGACAUGAAGGAUGCUCGGGAGCUGUUGUGCAACGUGGACUCAGACCUGGACCAGAAGUACAGCCCGGACUUCAAGGACCGAUUCCAGAUUGAGCUGCUGCUACAGGAGCUGAGUGACCAGGAGGCGGCUCUGGACAAAUACGAGCAUGUGGUGCGGGACCUGCAGAAGGGAGGGCAGCAGGUGGUGCCCCUCAGGUACUGCCGGGAGACGCCGCUUCAGCCCAUCCCUGUGGAGGCGCUCUGCGACUUUGAGGGCGACCAGGGCCCGAUCUCCCGGGGCUGCAGCUCCACCUUGCAGAGCAACAAUGGGGAGAGCUGGGACCUCACCGACAGCACGGGGAACAAGCUGAGCGUCCCUGCCGUCUGCUUCGCCAUCCUCCCCACCGACCCCGAGGCCCUGUCUCUGGCCGACAGCCUGGACAGCCGGUUCUGGAGCGUGCAGCAGAAGGCAGCGGGCAGCAGAGGUGCCCUCCAGCAGCGCUACGAGGUGCUGAAAGCAGAGAACCCCGGAGAUGCUUUUGACUUGCAGGGGUGGCAGCUGCUAGCUGGCCUGGACAAGGUGGCCAGCAACCUGGACCAGCAGGAGACGGCCGUCACGGGGAUCCUGCGGCCACCACUGGAGCAGGACCGUGCGGUGCAGGACAGCGCCGAGUGGGCCGAGGACCUCAAGGUACAGCCGGAAACUUCCUGUGCCCUGCUAGCAUGUUGUCCUUCAAUGCCUUCAAGACUGUGAUGGACAUUGACGCCUUGGGACUCGGGUGCUUUGCGAAAGGUUCUUCUGGGACCACGGAGGGGUGAUCGUGAACAUCACCGCGACCAUGGGUACCCGGGGGCAGGUGCUCCAAGCGCACACACGCUCUGCCAAGGCGGCCGUGGGUACAGGCAACCCCCUGGUGUGCUG
Messenger RNA from Manis pentadactyla (Chinese pangolin), 1968 nucleotides. RefSeq names its product periplakin-like. The record is from RefSeq and is a predicted model, not a curated record. Lineage: Eukaryota; Metazoa; Chordata; Mammalia; Pholidota; Manidae. Gene Ontology annotation, cellular component: cytoplasm; intermediate filament; membrane. Gene Ontology annotation, biological process: wound healing; intermediate filament cytoskeleton organization. Gene Ontology annotation, molecular function: cadherin binding; structural molecule activity.